Molecule: messenger RNA, 120 nt
Organism: Funneliformis geosporum
Lineage: Eukaryota; Fungi; Glomeromycota; Glomeromycetes; Glomerales; Glomeraceae
Source: the annotation of a GenBank genome assembly
AUGGUUAGGUUUAAAAGAAAAAAGAAUUAUGUAGAGGAGUCUACAGUUUGUGAAGGUGGUGAUGUGGAUCUUUGUGAAGAAGAACGCUCUAAUUUAGAUCGCCUUCUUUUUUCUACUUGA